This is a messenger RNA of Saprolegnia diclina VS20, 1209 nucleotides long. RefSeq lists its product as hypothetical. Lineage: Eukaryota; Oomycota; Saprolegniomycetes; Saprolegniales; Saprolegniaceae. The transcript has a single exon. The coding region runs from base 22 to 1092 and encodes 356 amino acids. The record is from RefSeq and is a predicted model, not a curated record.
GUCGACGGACGGUGCGAACUGAUGGAGCUCGAGCUGCGCCUGCGGUCCAAGUCCCAAGAAGACCGCGUGAAUGUUCUCACGUACUCCUCGUGGGGUGCCCCACACGUGACGUUCCCGCAGUACCUUGUCCGCGAAGCGCACUUCCGGUCGACGCAGUUUGGCGCGUGGAUGGCCGACUAUGUCUUUAUUCCAAAGAACGACCCCGACACACUCGACAUUCGAGGGUACCUCGAGAUCUUCCAGCGGCGCGCGGUCUUGCGGCCCCACGACGCGUCGCCACCCAUUUCGUUUGAUGCGUACAGUGUGGCGUCGGUCUUUACGCCCGAAGGCUACCGGAAGCAAGGUCUUGGCUCGGCUAUGCUUGCAGCCUUUCUCCAGCGCAUGGCGGCCAUGACCGACAGCAGCUCGGGAAAGACCUUGCCCUACCUCGUCUCGAACCUCUACUCGGACGUCGGAACGUCGUUUUAUGCCAAGUGCGGCUGGAACCUUGUCGCGUCCGACGAAAUCCUGCUGCCCGUCGCGUCGACAAGCUUGCCGGUCCACGACGCGUCACUCGUUUUGAUGACGUCGCUUGCGGCGCUCGAGCCCAUUGCGGUGCUAGAUCGUGCGGCGAUGAUGGCGAAUCUACGGCCCGGCGAGGUUGGCUUUUUACUCACAACUGACUGCAUCGAGUUUUACCACGUCAAGCACCGCUACUGUGGCGUGCACCGCCACCACAUGACGACGCUUCCCACCAACUACGGCGUCUACCUCCACGAAAACGGCGUCGUCCGCGGCUAUGUCAUUUGGACCUACAACUUUGAAGAACGGACGCUCGAUGUGCUCAAGUUUCGGGCGCUCGACGACGCUACUGACGUGUUUGCAGCGUUUGCGCCGACGCUGCAUGCCGAGGCCGCGGCGUGGGGCUUGGACCACAUUUGUCUCUGGCCGACCAAGGACAUGGCCUUGCCGGAAUCCAUACGAGCGCUUGCGCGGCCGCGUGACGACUCGCUCUCGAUGUUGCUCGUGCAAGCCAAUCAUGCUAAUCCCGAAGGCGAUACGAGCGUUGAAACGUUUCAGUGGGUCGCGGACGAGCUCUACCUCUACGCCUAGAUGCACGGUGUGUCCUUGGAUGCCAUGACGAACAUACUAAAGUCGUUGCAAGCAGCUAGUAUCAAUGAUCCGUCGAGGUUCUUGUUGCCAGCAACACGAAAGCCACACCUUGUUGCA